Phycomyces blakesleeanus NRRL 1555(-) is the source of this 156-nucleotide messenger RNA. RefSeq lists its product as hypothetical. The transcript has 2 exons. NCBI's taxonomy places the organism in Eukaryota, Fungi, Mucoromycota, Mucoromycetes, Mucorales, Phycomycetaceae. The annotation marks the transcript as partial. The record is from RefSeq and is a predicted model, not a curated record.
AAGCUGAAGUCAUUCAUCAUUGGCAAAUAUGCCAAACCUCGCUGCUUCAGCAAGAAGAAUGAUAUGUUAUUACACUAUUUAUAUUAUUAUUAUAAUGAUAAAAGCUGGUUGAAACAUGCAGUUUUUAGAGAUAUAUAUAAGAUAAUUGAUAAUUGA